CUUGGGACGCAACAACUCGGUGAGUUUGUCCUCUGCCGGCGAACUGCGUCUCCCAGCAGCCUCUGUGCCGCGCCGCCUGGGUACCGCUACUGGCACUUUAUCUCCCAGAAUCCCCAGCCAGACCGCAGGGUAACGUGUUCCCCAUCUGAGGAUUCUGGGACAUCGAACAGACUCACACGGCCUGCAGGAAUUCGGGGGCUGCACCAUGUUUGCUAGAGGCCUGAGGCUACUGGCCGCCCAAGCCUGUCAGGCACCAACCAUACAGCACCUGAGCCUCUCUGCACCCUGCGGUGCUAUCCAGAAACUGACGCGGGUUCGAGUGGUGGAUAACAGCACCCUGGGGAGCACCCCGUAUCACCGCCCCCCCAAGUGCAUUCACGUGUACAACAAGUCAGGGGUGGGGAAAGUGGGCGACAGGAUCCUGCUGGCUAUUAAAGGGCAGAAGAAGAAAGCCCUGAUUGUGGGGCACAAGAUGCCGGGGGCUUCCAUGACCCCCCGCUUUGACUCCAACAAUGUGGUGCUGAUAGAGGACAAUGGGAACCCCGUGGGCACCCGGAUAAAGACCCCCAUUCCUACGAGUCUGCGCAGGCAUGACGGCGAGUUCUCUAAGGUGCUGGCCAUUGCCCAGAACUUCGUAUGAGCCCCACGGACUGACCCCACUGGGCUUCUGUACCCCCCACAGUGUCGCUGGACCCUAAUAAUAAAUGUGCUUUGUUUUUCUAUAAUAUAUGGAAAGGGUUAAUAAAUGUAUUCACUA
Molecule: messenger RNA, 757 nt
Organism: Xenopus tropicalis (tropical clawed frog)
Lineage: Eukaryota; Metazoa; Chordata; Amphibia; Anura; Pipidae
Gene: mrpl14
Product: mitochondrial ribosomal protein L14
Exons: 3
Coding region: 206-640 (144 amino acids)
Biological process (GO): translation
Cellular component (GO): mitochondrion; ribosome
Molecular function (GO): structural constituent of ribosome
Source: RefSeq, a predicted model, not a curated record